This is a messenger RNA of Cololabis saira (Pacific saury), 2318 nucleotides long. RefSeq names its product kinesin family member 25 (gene kif25). Lineage: Eukaryota; Metazoa; Chordata; Actinopteri; Beloniformes; Belonidae. Gene Ontology annotation, molecular function: microtubule motor activity; microtubule binding; ATP binding. Gene Ontology annotation, biological process: microtubule-based movement. The record is from RefSeq and is a predicted model, not a curated record. The transcript has 15 exons. Bases 110 to 1906 code for a protein of 598 amino acids.
CUAAUCUGAUUAUAUGACCUGAGAAGGCAGGACGUGAUCAGAAGGGAGGAGAAAGGACGAAGCCAGAUAAUCUCCAGUCUGUCGGCUUGUUCUCUUGUGGUGGGAAGAUAUGCCUCUUUUUAUUAAUCGGGACCAAAUAUUUGCACAUCAGGUGCAUCUGCUGGAGCAUAAAUUAAGGAGUAAAGAAGAGCGAAUACUUGAGCUGGAGACAGAAAAUGCUAUUCUUCACUUAAGACUUGCUGAGUGUUUGGGGAAGCUACGUCGGGACCGUGAGGAGGACACCAAGGCAGUGAACAAUCAUCCUCUCAAGACAAAAAUAAUUCAGUCAUCCCUGAUCAAGCUCCACUCUCAGGUCCAGGCCAUGAAGCAGGACCUGAGUGAGGUGGUUGCAGUGUACGUGAACUUUGUAUCUGAGUUGGAGGAUAAAAGCAAGCAGCUGCUGGAGAAAGUGGAGAAGGCUAGCUCCUGUCUGAGUGGUUACCCUGCCGAUGAACUUCAGAAGUUGCAGGCUCAAAUUGCAGCUUUGGAGUGCUCUCUGGUGGAAGAAAGAGAGAGGUGCAGAUCAGAGAGGCAGAAAAGAAAAGAACUUCACAACACGCUGGUGGAGCUGAGAGGGAACAUCAGGGUUCACUGCAGGGUGCGUCCAGUUCUACCCUUGGACCAUGUCCAGCUCCCCACCUGUGGAUCAGGGCUUGUUUCAUCAGAAGAAGUAGUGCAUGCAGUCAGUGAUGACACAGUGAUGGUGGAUUGCUUGAAAGCAGGGAUGCCAGUGCAACAGAAGAUGUUUGAGUAUGAGAGGGUGCAUGGACCAGAGGACUCACAAGAUAUUGUGUUUGAAGAAGUAAAAUCACUCGUCACAUCCCUGCUAGAUGGCUAUAAUGUGUGUAUCAUGGCAUACGGUCAAACGGGCAGUGGGAAAACUCACACCAUGUUGGGAUGCCAGCCGCUGGAGGAGCCCUCAGGGAUGCAGCAGGAAGCUCAGCAGGGCAUCGUCCCCAAGGCUGCUGCUGAGCUCUUCCGGCUGAUCUCUGAGAAGCCAGCUGACAGUCACACUGUGGAAGUGUCGGUGAUGGAGGUGUACAACAACGAGGUGUACGACCUGCUUGCAAGAGAUGAAAAGGGGAACGCCGGCGGCCAACGCAGAGACGUCAUCACUACCGCCUCCGGUGCCAGCCAGGUCACCUCCCUCACGUAUGAGCCUGUGCACGAUGCCUCUGAGGUGAUGCAGAUUAUCCGCAGGGUUCUCAAGCUCAGAGCGCACUGCCCCACUCUCGUCCACAUGGACUCCUCUCGCUCUCACCUCGUCGUCAACCUCACUGUUUCCUCCAAGAGCCCCAACGCUAUGGCCCUGGCCCGCAGACUGCAGAGAGCCAAAAGAGACAUGCAAAGCUCCUCUCAUAAAGAGUGGUGGAGUCCACGCUGUCGCCGUGCCAACCCAUCAGCUCGCUGCUCCCCCGAGGAGCUGCUCCCAAGCCCCGCCUCCUCCCUAGGCCCCUCCCCCUCGCUGUCCCCUUGCCCCUCCCCCAGGGCCAGCAUCUCGGAGACUACGUUCAGGACCAAGCUGCAGCUCGUGGACCUGGCGGGGAGCGAGUGUGUCGGUAUGACCGGCGUCUCCGGGGCGGGUCUGUGGGAGGUGUCGUGUAUCAACCGCAGCCUCUCGGCUCUGUCUGACGUCCUGGGAGCUCUGGCUGAGCAGAGACCACACGUGCCCUACAGGAACAGCAAGCUCACGCAUCUGCUACAGGACGCCAUUGGGGGCGACUCCAAGCUGCUGGUGAUGCUGUGCGUGUCUCCCACGCAGCGCUUCCUCGCAGAGUCCCUGCAGUCUCUGGCCUUCGGGGCCAGGGCCCGGCAGGUGCAGAGGCAGCGGCCCCACAGGAGAAGCAAUGUGCUCAAAGUGAAGUGACGAGGCAGAGCAGGACGUGGCGACAACCCCCAUCCUCUACAAGUCUGAGAGACGGAGUGAAAAAAAGAGGCUACACAACCCUUUAGAUCAGAUCAGUGGACCAUUAAAAACAGUACACCCAUGUUCAGAGCCUUGAACAAGUCUCUGUAUAUUGUAGUGAUUUACACUUUAAACUUGUCUUUAUUUAGAUCGUUAUUAGGGUGUGUAGAUCAUUCCUUUUUGUUUUGUUUGCGAUAUGCAAAAGCUUUGAAACAGCCCACGUCCUCAUUUACCCCCGUGUCUGCUUGCCUUCCUCCUCUGCUUUUGCAGCUACAUUUGUACAGUAUUCAGACACAUUUAAUUCAUCCAAUAUACUGUGUGACUGCUUUUUUCCCCUUUUUUUUGUUACAUGCUCAGAGCCUUGGCGGAAUAG